Molecule: messenger RNA, 3134 nt
Organism: Oncorhynchus nerka (sockeye salmon)
Lineage: Eukaryota; Metazoa; Chordata; Actinopteri; Salmoniformes; Salmonidae
Gene: sppl2b
Product: signal peptide peptidase-like 2
Exons: 15
Coding region: 46-1716 (556 amino acids)
Biological process (GO): membrane protein proteolysis
Cellular component (GO): lysosomal membrane; lumenal side of endoplasmic reticulum membrane; cytoplasmic side of endoplasmic reticulum membrane
Molecular function (GO): aspartic endopeptidase activity, intramembrane cleaving
Source: RefSeq, a predicted model, not a curated record
GAAAACAGCUGGUGACCGCACGGUGAGAGCAGAGCAGUGCGGUUGAUGGGAAGACAACAAGCAAGCAUCAUGAAGGCUUUGCUAAACCUGGUUUGGGCAUAUUUUCUCUUAAAACAGGUUGUUGGGGAAUAUGGGAUGGCCCAUUUCAGUGACAAGGGCCAAGGCAAAGGAAAGGAUUACUGCAUCUUCUUCAACUCCCAGUGGGCUCGUCUACCUCGGGACCUCAACAAAGCAUCUCGUCUGGAGACCUAUGACCUGACACCGUCAGUCCUGUGUUUCCCAUCAGACGUCCCCGAGGGUGGCUUCCCCAAUCGUAUCCCCAUGGUGAUGCGGGGGAACUGCACCUUCUAUGAGAAGGUCCGCCUGGCUCAGCUCAAUGGAGCUAAAGGCCUGCUCAUCGUCAGCAAAGACAGACUGACCCCACCGGCAGGAAACAAGAGUCAGUAUGAGGAGAUUGACAUCCCUGUGGCAUUACUCAGCUACACUGACAUGCUGGACAUUAGGAAGAUGUUUGGACAGGGCAGAGAGGUGGCCAUGUACGCGCCCAAGGAGCCCGUCCUGGACUACAACAUGGUUAUCAUCUUCCUCAUGGCUGUCGGGACGGUGGCCGUCGGAGGCUACUGGGCCGGUAGCAAGGACAUCAAGAAGCGUUACCUGAAGCACAAGCGUGAUGACAGCGUGGAGAAGCAGGACGAGGAGACGGUGGACGUGACACCCAUCAUGAUCUCUGUGUUCGUUGUCAUGUGCUGCUCCAUGCUGGUGCUGCUCUACUUCUUCUACGACCAACUGGUUUAUAUGAUCAUUGGGAUAUUCUGCCUGGCCUCGUCUGUUGGCCUGUACAGCUGUCUCUGGCCCUUUGUUAGGAGACUCCCCUUCGGGAAGUGCAGGAUCCCUGAGAACAACUUGCCUUACUGCCACAAGAGGCCUCAGGUCCGCAUGCUGCUGUUGUCAGCCUUCUGCAUCGGAGUCAGCAUCACCUGGGGUGUGUUCCGCAACGAAGACCAGUGGGCGUGGGUGUUACAAGACGCCCUGGGCAUAGCCUUCUGUCUCUACAUGCUCAAGACUAUCAGACUGCCCACGUUUAAGGCCUGCACCAUGCUGCUGGUGACCCUGUUUGUCUACGAUGUUUUCUUUGUUUUUAUUACUCCUCUCUUCACCAAGAGUGGCCAUAGUAUUAUGGUGGAGGUGGCGGCGGGGCCCUCUGACUCCUCCACACAUGAAAAGCUUCCUAUGGUGCUCAAAGUGCCCCGCCUCAACUCCUCCCCUCUGGCUCUGUGUGACAGGCCCUUUUCUCUGCUGGGAUUUGGAGACAUCUUAGUCCCAGGUCUGCUGAUAGCCUACUGUCACAGGUUUGACAUCCUAAUGCAGUCCUCACGGUUCUAUUUCCUGGCCUGCACUAUCGGUUAUGGUAUCGGGCUGCUCAUCACCUUCGUAGCUCUGGCCCUGAUGCAGAUGGGUCAGCCGGCCCUGUUAUACCUGGUGCCUUGCACCCUCCUCUCCAGCCUGGCGGUGGCGCUGUGGCGCAAAGAGCUGCCAUUAUUCUGGACAGGAAGUGGAUUUGUGCCUCCCAUAGUUCUGCAACCAAUCAACUGUAUGCAAACCCCAGGACCACCCACAGAUGACCCCCUCACCAAUCCUGAGCCACAAGGUCCUGAUGCAACCAAUCAGAGUGAGGACACUCCCCUUCCAGAGAAAGAGGCCAGCAAAUCAGAGUAAAGGACUUCUAGGAUGCCAAUUUCUUAUUCAUUUCAUUUUAUUUUUGACACAUAGGAUCUCAAUGGAACACUAUAAGUUCUUAAACAAAUGAUAAACAUUUCAGUGCACUUGGUGUGAAAAGGGGUAAGAAAAGGACAGACGUGAGAGAGGGAGGGCACUCAACCUACAGUGGCAGUUCUGUAACGUGUGAAACACCUUGGGGUCAGCAGGGGUCAGCACUGGCUGAGAGUCCUGGGGUCAGCAGGGUCAGCACUGGCUGAGAGUCCUGGGGUCAGCAGGGUCAGCACUGGCUGAGAGUCCUGGAUGAUGCGCUGUAGACCCAGGUCAAAGAGCACAACAUACACAGCCCCGACUGCGACCUACGCUGACUUAACGCCCCUCUCAUGAGUUUUAUCAUCCUGUCACAUAAAAUAGACGUUUUGUCUCCAAACUCUCCUGUCCUCCAGUUCAUCAUUUAUCCCACCAGUCCUAUGCAAAAUAGCAGUCAACAAUCUCCACAACUAGAAGGUCAAUGUGUUUGCAGUCCAACCAUCAGAAGCUCUGUCGGUUAGCUUGUUCCCCAUCUCCUUUAUUAAGUACCUUGAAGAAGAAGAACCACACUACGGCUUGUCUCUAUGUUUAUGACAGAUGAAGUAUCUACCGUACUACAUACCCUAUAUCAUGUGGUGCUAUCAUGGAUUCUCAACGACCUAAACGGUAUAGAAUAAUUAUCGAUUUGGGGGGUCAAAGGGCAGGGGGUCAAAGGGCGGUUUCCUAGUGAACUAAAAAAAAAGCUUAAUGGAGAAUCUCCUUGUAAAUUGUUAUAAAUCCUGGAUAAGGCUUAAUCCGUGCCCGGGAAACCUUCUCCAAUAGUUUUUUUGAUUUGGUUUAAAUCUGACCUUUUGACCUUUUUAUUGUUUUUGCAUGCUAUGGGUUUGGUUUAAACCAGGCUGUCAACAAUAGUGUGUGGUUUAUAUAGUAGCUUACACACUGUCUUUAUAUAAUACUAAGGGUGCAACAGUUAAUGUUGUCCACGCCGUUUCUCUAGUAGAUUUUGUGGUCCCAUUUUCCAUUAGGUGUAAAACCCAUGUAUUUAUGUGGUAGAUACAUACAGUAGUAUAUAGGUGUAAUUACAUUGUAGGCAGCUAGGUUCAAAUAGUACUUAAACAUGUUUAAGAGUUUUUAAAGUUGUAACUAAUUACACUAACUACUUACUGGUAUGUAGCUACCAUGUGAACACAUGGGUUAUAAGGAGACCUAAUGUAGAGCGGCCAAUUUUGGUUAUAUAAUUCAUAUUGUCUUAAUGGGUUUUGGCCUUACUGGUGUCCAUGGUUACAAUUGGAAUGUCUCUGUGCAUAGUGCUUUAUGAAGACAGAGUUCUGUAUUCAUGUGUUAGUUGAUUAUGUUUCUUAAACUGAUAAGUGAUACUUUAUGUUGUU